GAGAGAAACAAGAGGGAGGGGACCUUUCAAAGGAAGGGAGGGAGCAGAGGAACUGGACAGGAGCAGCAAGGAACAAGACACAUUUGGGAGGGAACUGUAAAAAAAAAUCAGCAGAGAACAUUGCGAAAACCGAUAAAGAGAGUGUAACUCGGAGAGUCCUGGGAGUGACGCCCCCCACAGGGUUUGGAUUGGGCACACAGCAUACUCUUCCGUUGUCCACACCUAUGAGGUCUACAGGACCAUGUCAUCGGACAGUGGAUCCUCGUUGUCUGCAGCGGAGGAUCAGCUCGCCGUAGUCCAGCGGUUCUAUGUUCUACAAGCUGAGCAAGAGGGUACACAGAAAAGGACGUUCUCCAACUGGGUGAACUCGCAGCUGUCAAAGCACCCGCAAUCAUCUGAUGUAAAAGACCUAUUUGUCGAUAUUCAAGAUGGCCACAUCCUCCUGGACCUACUUGAAGUUCUCUCUGGGGAAGGCUUGCCCCGUGAGAAAGGCAAAAGCAUCUUCCAGGCAAGAAGUAACAUAGAAUCUGCCCUGAACUUUUUAGGAAGCCGAUCUAUCAAGCUCAUAAAUAUUCAUGUGGAAGACAUCAUUAGCGGAAAACCGUCUAUCGUGCUUGGCCUGAUAUGGCAAAUCAUUUUACAUUUCCAUAUUGAAGGCCUGGCAAGCAUUUUGUCAGGUGCAGAUGACCAGCAACCAGUGAAGUGCGAGACAAAAAAUGGAGUCUCCCCAACUGCAAGCCCAUCGCCAAAAAGGAGUGCCAAGUCUAGAUGGAAGACGUCUGCAAAGAAAGCUCUUCUACAGUGGGCGCAGGAACGGUGCACUCAAUUGGGAUCUAUUAAUAUAAAAGAUUUUACGUCCAGCUGGAAAAAUGGCAAUGCUUUCCUGGCAAUCAUUCAGUCCUUGAGACCGGACCUCAUUGACAUGGACACGUUACAGGGGAAGUCCAAUGAGGAAAAACUGCAAGAGGCGUUCAGAAUAGCAGAAAAUGAAUUAAAAAUCCCCAAACUCAUCGAGCCAGAAGAUCUUACUGUUCAGGAUCCUGAUGAAAAAUCAAUUAUGAUGUACGUGGCGCAGUUUUUACAGUAUUCCAGAAACAAGGAAGAGCCCACAAGUGAUAUGUCGGCUGAACUUAACAAAGCCAUGGAAUGGUUGAAUCAGCAGGAGCAGAAACUCAAAACGUUAUUUUCUGAAAUGAAAGAUGAGACCUAUACCAAAAAAUACCAGGAAAUCUUGUUAUUCAUGAGAAAAUUUAAUGAGCAGAAACGAACCUUCAUGUCUGGGUUGGCGGUGGAAUCUCUUCAGGCUGAGGAGCAACUGCUUAUUAAGCAGUCACUUGAAAAUAUCACACUCCAGAUUGCACAAUGGAAGAAGCAGUUGGAUAGGAGUUUGCCACCACCUCUGGACAGUAUCGAGACAUGGCUCACAGAGGUGGAAAUCUUGAUGUCCCAGGCUUUGCCUGAAUCCGGCUCUCAUUAUAAUACAAUGUCUCUACUCCAGGCUUUAUCUGAAGCCUUCAAGGCUUUAAUGGUUGAUGCGAAAAAUUACAUAGAGAGUCUCAGAUCUUUCAAGAAUGUAGAUGAUAGCGGAGUCAUAAUUGUGCCAGCUGAUAAGAUGGAAGAGAUGAAAACCCGGUUGGAGAAGAUAUUAGCGGCACACUUCAGUGUUCUUGUGGAUUACCGCUGUGCCGGACACUAUGUUCUUGCUCUUUUGGAGGAAGGGAGACCUAAGCUAAAGUCUUGGAAAGGGAAGUACAAGUCUCAAGAGUCUGUGGAGGUCCUACUGGCAGAUUACAAGGAAUUUGUUGAGGGCAAACAGUCCAUGGUCCGUCUGGAGACAGCGUUUGAGAAAUUCAGAGAACUUCAUACUCUGCUGCUGACCACAGACGACUAUUCGGGUGACCCUGAAAUAUCAAAACAAUAUGAAGUCAUAGAACUAAAGUAUAAGAGAUUUGUGUCAUCGGCCCACGACGCAGAAUCUACCCUGGAGCAAGUACUAACCAGCUGGACUCACUUUGAGAAUAACAUGAACUUGAUCACAGCUUGGCUGGAUGAACAGCAGAGGAUCACACCAUCCAAUGUUCCUAUGGAGAUUCUUUCCAAAUGGAAAUCUGUGCACAAGUCUUUAAACAGGGACAGUGACUUCCUGGUGGAGAGGACAUAUGAGAAAACCGCCUCCAAGAUAGAUCACAGGCUGAAGACAUUGAACAGUCGAUGGACCAGAUAUGUUAGGCAGUAUAAGGAAAAGAAGGAGGUCAGGAAUGGCACCACUGCUAAAGAGAAUCUGGGCGAUGACUCUACAGAAAAUGUUUCCAAGGCUCAAUCAGAUAUUUCUGCUCGUUCCCCCAGUCUGUAUAUUCAGAGUUUACAGAAGAGCGGGGAAGAUGCCAGAACAGCAGAAAUGUACUCCGAAGUCCUCGGCCACCUUGAAGCAGGGGAGAAAGUUAUCGAGGCUGCAGACAACUGGUCUGGGAAGGCCGAGCAGUUUUUGAGUGACCUUGAUGAAAAGGAGAACACACAGGAGCCUUCAAGAGUAGAGAUUCAGGAUUUCUGUCAAGAUGGGGUUUCUUGCCAGGAGCAGCUAGAGAAGGCGGAAGUGAUGGUGCAAGCACUGACACAACUUCUCUACGGUCAGAAGGAUUUACAGCGCUUUGACUUAGACAGAUGGAGGCACAAUGUUGUCAGAAGCCGUGAGCGAGUUCAGGACCUCGUCUCUAGAAUGAGUUUGGUCCUGCACCCCCCAGAACAAAGUUUAUCCAAAGAAGACAUAAAGAAGAACUUUGAGAGAUCAAAGACCACCCUGGAAACCUAUAUAACAAAAGCACUGAGCCUGCUGGGACAGAGGGUAACCCCGGAGGAGUUCAUCGCACAGUAUGAGACCUCCCUCAGCAAAUUUUCAAGUCAAGACUUGGAACGUUUCCUAAAAGCCACUGAGCACAUGAAAAAUAUUUCAUCCUCUACGACAGAGAAGUCAAUGGUGGAAAAAGUGAGCACUGAUGUCAGGGAUAGAUGGAAGGUUGUCCAUGAUGACUUGGAGGCUUAUGUCAGUGAAUUAAAAGUGCAUACAGAGAAGAAGAAAUUUGAUGAACUGAUUUGUAGACUUGACAAGCAAAUUUUAAAGGAGAAAAAGAGUGCUGGUGUUGUGGAUGUAGAGGAGCUCAUCGGAGAGCAUGAGGUUUCCUUCUCUGAUCGUGGCUGUUUAGGAGAACUCAAUCAGUGCUUACAGACAAUGCAAACUCUGGAUGACAGACUCAGGACAAGCUCUGCUCCUACAACUUUCACUGCAUUGAUUACAGAAUGCACAAAAAAGAAGGAGGAACUUAUUAAAAAUGCUGAUGAAAUCUACCUUCAUCUGCAGUCUAUUGUGGGGAAAAAUAAAAUUGAUAAAAAAAACCUUGCAUCAACUGAAAAUGGAGUGAAGUCACCCCUCAAUAAAACCGAGGAGGUAUGUGAAACAGACUAUAUGCUGCAAGAAUUCAACCUGGCCAAAGAAAAUGGGUCAACCCUCGAAAUGCUGCUACAGAGAUAUGAUGCAAACAAAAGUGAUCUAGAAUUGCUAUUACAAAGCUCAAGAGAAAAACUGGUCACCGAAAGCCCGAAGGAAGUCCAGGAAGUGAAGGAGCUUCAGUGUAAACUUCAUGAACUGCAGAUUUUACUGGAUCAAGUAAACAGAAGCUGGAUGGAGUUUGAAGCCACAUCACAGGAAGUAGAGAGGCUUCUGCCCGGGACUGAGAAGAAGAAGGUUUCUGAGACCAGACACGCCCUGCAGUAUUCCUUGUUAAUUGUUUCUGAGGAAAUUAAAAGCAGAAUCCAAUCUCUGAGCACCACAAUAAAUGUCCUCCUGCCCAUCGAGGAAGAAGUGUCUUUAUUAUGUGAAUCAAGUGGACAGACUCCAGACCGUGAGGUUGAACAAUUCACGAUUUCCAAAAUUGCUUCUGUAUAUCAGGAUCUGCAGGAUGUGCAGAGUUCAGUGAAAGAUCAUAUUCAACAGUGUCACAACCUGGAAUCCACUACCGAGGUCGUCGAUCCAUCGAGUUCAGUAGAUGCGUUGGCUGUCCAAUCUGUCGUGCAUCAAUAUAAAACUAAAUUAGAGGCCACAAAUGAGAUAAUGAAAGAACGAGAGGUUCUUCUGAAAGCUCUGGAGGCAUUUAUAUCUUCUCUGGCUGCAACAAAGCUGGCCAUCCAGUCUGAAGCUAGAGCACUUGGACAUGACAAAACUGCUCUACUGCAAAAGCAGAAGAACCUUGACCAACUACGUGAGGAGGUUCACAGACUGAGACAAGAUGCUGAAAGGCUGGACAGACAUCUAGAAGCAGCAGAGAUCUUCCUGGAAAACCCGGAACGAGGAGGACCAACAUCAUGCCAGAAAAUGCUUGAUGGGUUCUUUGAAAAUAUAGAAAUGGUAGAACAAUCUAUUUUGGUGGAGUUAAGAAAUUUGGAAAUCAGAGCGGCUUCUGGGGUACAACCAUUAAAUGGAGCAUUAGAUCAUUCCACACAAAGUGAGAUGGAGCAGUUCACAGUAUCAAAGAUAGACACAGUUUUGCAAGAGAUUAAGGAAGUCCAGAGCACCUUUGACUUUGAGAUGCAACAUCUGGAUUGUUUGGACACUGAAUCCACUGAAUCCAUCACGAAAUACAAGACCGAGCUUCAAGAGACAUGUGAAGCAAUGAAAGAACGAGAGACAACUCUUAAAUCCCUGGAAGCAUUUCUGUCUUCUCUUAAAGCAACAAAAAUGUCCAUUGAAGCUGGAUUCCCAGUACCGGGCAUGGACAGGACAACCUUGCAAGAGAAACAGCUGAGGCUUGAGUCUUUAGAAAAGGAUGUCUAUCUUCUGGGUCAAGAAGCUGAGACGCUUGAUGACUCUAUGCAAGCUGCUGGAAUUCUCCUAGAAGAUCCAGAAAAUGGAGGGGAAACUUCAUGCAAGAAAAUGAUAAGCGGUUUCUUUGAGAAGUUAGAAAGUGCCCAGCAAGCUGUCCAGAGAGAACAUCAGAAGCUUCAGGAGACAGAGACCUUCGAGCAACUAAACAAGCGUCUGAAAGACUUGAGCAGAAAUAUUGAAGAUAUUCAGGAUCAAGCUGAUGAAAUUGGGCUUCGAGAUCCAACUAUUCAUGGUGUGCAACAUCGCAUGAAAUGUUUGAUAACGCUGGAGAAAAAGUUGGAGACCUUUGGCAAAGUAAAGAAAUCCAUCUCUGAUGCCUUUCAAGAGGUUUUUCAGAGUUCACAAAGAAAAGACUUGACUGGGUGUCAGGAGUGUGAGGAAUUGUGGGAGGACACAAAGCAGCACCUUGCCCACAGCAAAGAGGAGUGUGAAGUGAUAAUCGAACUCCUUCGCAAGUACCAGCAUUACAGGACAACACUGACUUCUUUGAUUCAGAAAACAGAGACUACAAUUUCUCAUCAGUCAUCCUACAUUGGAAAAGACAACCUUCAUAAAAGGAUGAUGAAGGUCCAAGAGCUCAAGCAGGAGAUUGAGGAACACUCCGAAAAUGUAGACGAGAUGAACACCAUCUGCAAAAACCUACAGUUUCAGAUCAGUAAGAUAAAAAGAUUUGAAGAUGUGCCAUUCCAGUCAGAAGCCAACACCCUCAUCGACAAGUGGUUAGACGUAUGUGAAAAACUUGACAGCUAUAAUGAAAACCUAAAAAGUGCUGUCUGCUUAUGGAACAAAGUUCUUCAUCUCUCACAAGAGCUGGAGCCAUGGUUGGAAGGAAAAGUCAAGUGCCUUCAAAGUGCAAACCUCACAAGCGAUGAUAUCCGAUUGCUCCAUACUGAGCUCCAGAGUCAAGAGAAACGUCUGGAGGAAAUCACUAAGAAAUCCACAGAAAUACAGAAACUUUUACAAACUGACGAACUUCCCUUUGAACUACAGGUCAUAAAUACAUCACUGGGGAAUAAAAUCACUGUAUUAUCUGCAAUUGUGGUCGAAAAAUCUGGAAAUGAGGAUUUAUCACUUGUGGCACCAGCGUGGGAUUCAACAGAUAGCAGUUCGGUGGCUGCGGAAUUACCACAGAUUACAAGAUAUGAGCCUGUAAACGGAGAGCCACAAGCUCUGACACAACUGGAGACCUCUGGUAUGGAGGUAGAGGCUGAGGCUCCACCGAAAGAGAGACAGCAAAGUCCUGCCACAACUCUGGUGGAGGAACCCAACAGGGAUGACGUUCAGGAGCAACCACAAGGAGAGGAAAGGAGUGAAUAUUUAGAAGCUAUAAGACCGAAGCUGGCAGAGCUACAGAAGAGACGGGAAAAGCUAAGCAUGGCCCUUCUGCCUCGAUUACAGGACAAUGUAAAACAGCUGGCCAGUUUCAGAGAGCUUCUCCAGGAAAGUCAGGACAUGAUGUGUGCAUUAGAAGAUUCAAUGUCAAAGGAGUUAUCUCCUGCUGCUUCUUACAGUCCUGGACUUCAUGGUCACUGGCUGGAAAUCAAGAUGCUACUGGAAACAUUAAUUUUGGAAUUGCAGGAUUCAAUGCAGUUACUGGAAAGGCACCUCGAAGGACACCGGCAAUAUGAAAGUCUCUCCGCCACCCUGAAUGACAAAAUGACAAGUUUUUAUGAAGAGCUUCUUAAUUUUAGCCGCUCAUCACGGGAAAACGCACCGUGCGAGCUGAAGAGACAGAAAUUACAGGCUUUGCGUGACCAAUAUGAAGGUUUGCAGAGUGAUCUAGAUCAGGUGUCCCAGCUAGCAGAAAAUGUAAAGCAGACCUGCUCUUCAAAGGGAGUUGCAAGGAUCCAGGAGGCGAUGGACAUGCUUCACAGCAAAAUGAGAGGAUACUUAGAGCGAAUAGAUCAUCUGACGCAAGUGAUAGAGCAGCCUCCUGUGAUUGAGAAGCGCAAGGUGAAGAAGACCAAGAAAGGAUCUAAGAAGAAGUUAGAGCAUCAAAGGUCAGCCGAGGAAACUUCACUGAAAGCUGAGGACAACUUGGUGAAGGCUACAGUGUCAUCUCUAGUACAGCCUUCUGUGCCCACCGCGGCCCAAGCCACGGAGAAUGCUUCUGUGCAGGAUGUAGUGCAACCUUUAGCACAAGAUGCAGAGGAUUUAUCAUUGCGUCCUCAAGUGGAGAGUUCAGUACAUUUGACAGAGGAACAUAUGUUACAGUCUUCAGGAGAACCAUCUGUACAAUCUGCUCAGGAUUUCUUUGAGCUUUCAGCAGGGGAACCUCAGCGCAUAUCUGCUUUGAAGAAGUUAGUACAGACUAGGGUAGAGGUUUUGGUUCAGCCUUCAGUGGGACAUUCAGGACAAUCCUCUUUAAAACAAUCUUUGCAGUCUACACUCGAAAAUUCAAUGCAGUUUGCAAUGGAAACUGUAGCACAGCCAAUUCUGAAAACUUCAAAGCAUCCUGAAGAUGAAACCUCCAAGUUAUCUGAUAUGAAAUUAGCAGAGCAAUCUGCAGUUGUACCUCCAGAACAAACUCCUCUAAAACUGUUGGUGCAGCCUACAAUAGAUCCAUCUACGCACCUGACAGAAGAACCAUUAGUGCAGCCUACAAUGCAUCCAUCUAUGCACCUGACAGAAGAACCAUUAGUGCAGCCUACAAUGCAUCCAUCUAUGCACCUGACAGAAGAACCAUUAGUGCAACCUACAAUGCAUCCAUCUAUGCACCUGACAGAAGAACCAUUAGUGCAGCCUACAAUGCAUCCAUCUAUGCAUGCUCUAGAAAAACCAGUGCAGCCUGCAGAAGAGCCGUCAGUGCAGCCUGCAGAAGAGCCGUCAGUGCAGCCAGAAGAAGAACCGUCAGUGCAGCCUACAGAAGAGCCAUCAGUUCAACCUACAUUAGAACAGGUAGUGCAACCUGCAGAAGAACUGUCACUGCAGCCUACAGUAGAACAGUCAGUGCAGCCUACAGGAGAACAAUCGAUGCAGCCUGCAGAAGAGCCGUCAGUGCAGCCUGCAGAAGAGCCAUCAGAGGAGCCUGAAGAAGAGCCGUCAGAGGAGCCUGCAGAAGAUCCGUCAGUGCAGCCUACAGAAGAACCGUCAGUGCAGCCUACAGAAGAACCGUCAGUGCAGCCUGCAGAAGAACCGUCACUGCAUCCUACAGUAGAACUGUCACUGCAGCCUACAGGAGAACAAUCGAUGCAGCCUGCAGAAGAGCCGUCAGUGCAGCCUGCAGAAGGGCCGUCAGUGCAGCCUGCAGAAGAGCAGUCCGUGCAGCCUGCAGAAGAGCCGUCAGUGCAGCCUGCAGAAGAGCCGUCAGUGCAGCCUGCAGAAGAGCCGUCAGUGCAGCCUGCAGAAGAGCCGUCAGUGCAGCCUGCAGAAGAGCCGUCAGUGCAGCCUGCAGAAGAGCCGUCAGUGCAGCCUGCAGAAGAGCAGUCAGUGCAGCCUGCAGAAGAACCGUCAGUGCAGCCUGCAGAAGAGCAGUCAGUGCAGCCUGCAGAAGAGCCAUCAGUGCAAAUAGUGGAACCUUCAAUGCUUUCAGAUGUUAAACAUUUGGAAGAGCCUACCUCAGAUCAAUCUGUUGUAGUAUCUUCAGUGCACUUUGAGCUGGAACCUUCAGUCCAAUCUAACAUUUCAAUAGUAGAACAAGACACAGUAGAAAUACCAAGACACCCUACAGUAAAGCCAACAGAAACCACUGCUGUGCACCAUACAGAAACCUCCGUUCUGUCUAUAGAAAACCAUUUAGUGCAAAAUAUAGAACCCCUUUCAUCAGGGUCUUCAUCAAAUCUUCCUACGCAUGAAUCUUUAUUACAAUCUAAAGAACAGUCUGUAUUACAACCUUCUGUGCAGCAUAGAAAAGGACUUAAAACGCAGUCUGCACAUUCAAAGGAGGCGCUUGUGGAGGCUUCAGUGCAAAUGACAGCAAACACUGCUGCAGAACUCACUUCUGUUCCAUCGGAUUUUGUACAAUCUGUGCUGGAAGCUGUAGGAAAACCUAUAGAUCCUUAUACACUGCAGCCCACAGACCAAUCCGAGAAUCAAUCUGUGCCGAAACCCACCGACACUGGGAGUGCAAAGGAAAAGAAAUCUUCAAAAAGCAGAAAGAAAAAAAAGGUAAACGCUGGAUCAGUCAGAAAACAAAUGGUGGAAAGCAAAGGGGUGAAAGAAGCCAUAACAUCAGUGCAAAAGACGGACACGAAGAGUCACAGCUCGGAGAGCGCAGACGGGGAGAAUGUUCGCCAGCAGCAUUAUGUAGAUGUGACAGACAGCCGGAGAGAAGCCGCUGAGGAGAAAGCAUUAGAAGAAGCAAAAGCAGGAUGGCAAGAGGCCAGUGGUCAAGUGCAGGCGCUUCUACAGGACUGUAAUUCCUACAGGAGUUCUCCGGAGACCCCGGUAAACAACAAGACGCUCAGCGCCGAAGACUCCCCUAACGUCUCAGGUUUGAUAACCACAGUGGAGGAGAGGGCUGAAACGCUCCCAGACGACGGGAGAAGGCUUGUCACUUUACACAGUCUUCAGGGUAUUGUCAGUGAUCAGGAGUCCUCCGUUCGGGAUGUUCCAGCAUCAGAGCCUCUUGGUGUCCAAACAGAAUCUGAAACAUUAUCGAAGGAACUUCAGCCUUAUAUCGCAGUUUACCAGCAGGAGGCGCUGGAGGUUUUCUCACAAAUUUCACAGAUCUUGGGAGAGGAGCUAUUGCAAGCAAAACCUCUGGAAAAGCUGGCCAGCAAGUUUAGGCUCGACGAUGUUCGAGUAGAGAAGAAAAUGCUGCCUAAAAAGAGCCAACAGGAGUGCUACAUGGAAGACCUGAAAAAGAACAUUAAGAGGUUUUCCAAAGAACCGAUCCAAUUAAAUGUGAUGGAACUAGACCAAGAGAUUCAAGAGAUCGAGAAACUCUAUGACAUGAAAAAUCUAGAAGAUUCAUCAUUUCAACGAGAGCCACGAGAUGAGGAUGUAGAAAAAUCUGAGAUUUCACCGUCUGACCUUAAAGACCUCCUUAAUAGACUGAUGGCACUGAAAACUGAAAAGCAAACACUGCGUCAAGAACUAAUGAACUUCCAGAAUGCUCUGAGUACAGUCAGACUGUCAUACCAAAUGUUAACCAAAGAGAAGGAAAAUCUCAAAAUGUCAUCUACUGAAGGUCACCAAAGACAUCUGGAUAAAUUGGGAGAGUUCCUUGAUAUACUAGCCAAAGAAAAAGAUACCUUAAGAGUGUUGCUAGCUCAGCAGUCCAAUAUUGGAGGCUGUGGGAUAUCAUGGAAAGGCAAGGAUGAAAUGAAUGUAGAUAUCAGACAACUUGAAGCAUUUUGGGAACAAAUGGAACUCAACAUUCAUAGAGAACGUGAUCGGCUGGUGAAAGAAACAGAGGAACUUAAGUUUCUUCAGCAGAAAGCUGACCACCUCCAAAGUAUCAUUAAAUUCCAACAAGACUUACUUGAUGAACCGACUCCCUCUCCAGAAGAUAUAGUGAAAGUAUCUUUACUUCUCUCCACUGAUGUAGAAGCCAUCAAACAUCUGUGUUCCUCAUUGAGGAAUGCUUGUGACUUGCAAAUCAAGAGGUCUUGGGGUGCCAAUGAAUGUAGGACUUUGGAACGUUCUUUAGAUAACCUACAAAAAUCUUUGGAAAAUCUAGAGGAACGAGUGAAGGACCAACAGUUGACUCGGUGUCAAACCCCAGACUCUUUGCUAGAUCAAUACCCAUUUCUGCAACCUUUAUAUGACUCCCACAUCUGGAUCAAGAAAUUACAAAAUACGAUCACAUUUGAUCAGGCUAUCGCCCUUCUGCCAGGAGAUGUAGAGCAGCAGAUCGCAACUUCAAAAAACGUGCACCAAGAAAUUUUGGACCGGAAGUCUACUGUCAACUCUGUUAUUGAGAAGUCAAAACACAUAUCACAAGGGAUCAAUCCAGCAGCAUUCAAAGAUAUUUGCUCUUUCUUCCAACAAUUGCAGGAAUUAUAUCAGGAAGAAAUAAUACAAUCAGUUGGCCGAUUGCAAAAGCUCGAAUCUGGGCUGGAAAAGAGGAGAGCACUUUUUUCAGAAAUUGAAAAGCUGAAAGAAUUACUGCACUGUCUAGAAAAAGAAGCAACUCCAGUCAAAAGAGGAGAAUUUACUGCGGCUGAGUUAUGUGAACAGCUAAAUUGUCUAAAGGCCAAGACUACAGAGUUGGAGGAAAUUGAAGGUCUUGUCUUGACACUUCUCAGGAACAGCCAAAGCUAUCAUAGGGAACUUAAAAUUUCCGAGCAGUUAUAUUUAAAUGACAUAUUAAGAAGUCUCAAGUCCAAAGCAAGAAGAAUUCGUAGAUUAGAGGAAAAUAAGUUUUUGCACACCGAAAAAUUGUUAAAAAUUUGUAAUGAGUUUCAAGAAAGAACAACUUCCCUUAGCCGGGAAUUGAGUUCACUCCAGCCUAUUGAACCCGAGCUGCAUGAUGAGGCUGAAAAGCAAGCCAGGGAAGGUUUUGAAAAGGAAUUUCAAGUCUCCCAUAAUGCCAUCUCAUCAUCUCAAGUUCACUUGUCAGAGAUUUUGAGGUAUAAAGACUUGUUUGAAGAUAGUGGGCUUUACUGGGAUGGUUUAACUGUGGAUAAUCUACAGACUAAAUGCCUAAGUUUCCCGAUACAUAGAAGUGGUCACUUUGGUCAUUAUGAACCCGUGAAAGAACGAUAUCAAGAGCUUUUAGAAAAAGCCAAAGUGAUGUGUUUUUCGGUACAAAGAGAAGCGUUAGCCGUCACAACUCAUUUUGACAUGAUAGAGGCUCAAAUUUUAUGUAAAAAAAUUAAGACAAUAGGAAUAUUAGCCACUGAAGCACUGAGGUUGUUACCAGAGAAACAUGACAGCCAAGACACUCUCCGUGAUGAAGAAGUCACAGUAAGAGCCCUAGCAGAAAAUAUGGAUCGAUUACACCAAUCUCUCAGUCAGCUGAUAACUGAUUUUCACACAAUGGAAAAAAGUAUUCCAUAUCGGCUGGAACAAACUUUGUGUAAUUUAAGAAAAAUUCACCAAGAUCUUCAGCAGCCAUGUUUUGUUAAUUUGGACAGCUGUGAGAUCCAAGAGCAACUUCUAAGACUUGAAGCUCUUAAUGAAAUAUGCAAAUCUGAAUUAAAGGCUGCAAGUGCCAUGUCUACUCAGGCAUCUACGAAGGAGUUCCUUAAAAAGCUUACUGAAGUAAAGGACAUUGGAAAACAAGUUCAGAAGACCAUCGCUCAACAUAUUGACACCAUUAGGAAGACAUUCAAUGUCCUUCAAGAUCUUCAAAAAAACAUUGCCAAACUAGCAGAGCUUUUCAGACAGUAUGAAGAAAAACUGCAAGAAAAUCCAGUGGAUUUUAUUGAUCAGGAGGACCACGUAGACCUCCUGAAUUCACAGAAAGAAGGAAUAAACAUUUCUAUAGCAGAAAUCCAUAAUGUUGUGAAACAGCUGAAAUCCAAUUGUAAUCCACAUGAUCAAGAGCAACUGGAUGACCUUGUGAAUCAGAUCACCAGCAAGAACAUGUUAUUGACUGAGAUGUUCAAAGGAAAACUAUCCGCGUUAUCCAGUUACCGUGAGAAGCACCUCCUGUUCAAAAGUAAUAAGCAGAAAAUUUGCAAGGAUCUUGAAGAGAUGGAAGCCAUUAUCAGAGAUUCCUUUUCUCAGAAGCCCGCAUCUUAUAAAGCUGCUUUAGCCCAAUGGGAGAAAAGCAAGACCAUGGUGACGAGGGUAAACGCGUAUGAAGAGGAAAUGCUGCAACUCAGACAAGAAGCAAGAGACCUGAGCGCCGUCAGCGGGGAUGACGUCUUGCUGCCUGACAAGGUGGUGGCUUCAUUAUGGGACAGAUGGCUGUAUCUCCUCGGUGUCUGCAGAGACUGGGAACUUUACUGUGAUGAAUUAAAGCAAGAGUGGAAAUUAAUUAGUGAACUGAUGGAGCGGGAGGUUAUACUUCUGGAUAACUGCCAAGAAGAAAUCCUGGAUAGACCUGACCUUAAACAGAGAACUGCAAAACUCCAGAAAACAGUCACUGAAAUCAGUUGGUUUGAGGAGAAUGUGAAGAUGCAGCAGCUGCAGCUGGUCCUCUUGAUGUCUCGCCUUCAGCAUAUUUUGGAAAAACCAGAGGACGAAAUGGAGACUGAGAUUGCUGCACUGACCAAGGAAAUCAAUUCAAUGGAAGAAAAGUGUGAAAUACUUCUUCAGAAAUCUCAGAAAAAUAAUCAAGAACUUGUCGCAGAACUUGAAGACCGCAAAGCUUUUAAAGGUGAUUUCUUGGCUGUAAAACAAUCCCUUCAGCAAGUGUCUUCUAAACUGGACAGCCUGGAGCCAUCAGAUGCCGAGACUACCAGAGCAUCACUACAGGAGAUUCAGAGUUUGAUUGAGUCACAACAGGAGGUGGCUAAACGUACAAUGGAAAAAGUCAGCGCCCGAUAUGCAGAACACGUCCCGGCUGAACUUCUUUCAGGGGCUGAGGCAUGUCAGCAGUAUGUGCAGGAGAUGGAAGAGAAGGUUAAAAACGAAAGUUUGCAGAGCUCUCCUGAGAAUGUAUUGAACAGAAAGUUGAAAGAGAUAAAAUCUGGUCUGCAGAGUAUUGAAGCUCACCUAACAGAGAAAAGCCAAAAUAUCCGCCAAGCCAAAGAACUUCAGAAGAAAAUCUGGGAUGAAGUGGAUACGUGGCUCUCUAAACUGCACGCGCUGGAGGCUGAAGUUCAGGAGAUGGCUGAGGAGGAUCCCAGCCAGGCCCAAGAGUGGAUGGACAAACUAACUGAACCAUUUAGUCAUUACCAGCAGGUCACACACCUUGUAGAACGCAGGACUGCAAAUCUGAACAAGGCGGCGAGUAAACUGGAGGAGUAUGAGGACACCCUGAAGAGCACACAGGCCUGGAUACAAAAUACGGAUAAGCUGUUGAAUGAAGAGAUGAAGGGUUGCUCUGCCAAGGUCCUGAACAAGCGCGUUGUCGCACUAGAGAUUGCACUUGAUGACUCUGAGCAGAAACAACAUCUCCUUGACUCCAUUCAUUCGGAGUUGUGCGAGCUUGCUCUUAUCUUUGAAACUGAAAGCGUUGUGGACCGUUCCUCUGACGUAAGAAGAAAAGUACUGGACCUACGGCAAAGGAUCCUGAAAGUCCUUCCAAAUAUCCAGCUCGUAGCUCAUGAGGUGGUGGCUAUAGAGGACGAGGUGAAAAAGAUGGAAAGGACUGUUAAUAAGAUUAAAACAAUUUUGACAUCUAAUGACAUUGAUGAUAUGACGUCCAAAGAUCACCACAUGCACGGACGGGUCAUGCUGGAGAACAUAAAUCACAUCAGAAAGACAAUGGCAGAGAUAGAAGUCUAUAGGCCAACACUCCCUUUAUCACAAUGUGGGGUGCAGUCCCUUUGCGUAUUAAGAAGAAUGGUAGUCGUCCUGAGAGAGGCUGAAAUGCUGGAGAACGUUAUCAUGGAGCAAAAUCAACUAUUGGAGCCUAUCAUAAGUGAAAUGUCAGAAUUGGAAAAAGAACAUGAAAAAGCACAAGCUUCCAGAGAAGAAUCUGCUGAUAUAAAGGAGAAGGCUGAGGUUCUCAAGAAACACAUGGAGAGACUAAACCAGAAGAAAGAAGUGAUUCUGCUUGCCCAACGCAACUCACUUAAUGAGCAGCUUCAACACUUAAGGCUAGAGCCACAUGACCAAGACUUGGAGUCCAUGUUGUCUCCAAUAACCGAAGGCAUCCAUAAUGAGGCAGAAAGAUGGGAUUCCUAUUUCUUGCCAUCGUUGGCCGAGGAGACAGAAGACUCUACACUGGUUGUAGAGGCAGCAGACGACAGCACAGGAGUCCAUGUUGUGGAGCCUGAACAUGAAGAAGACGUGACUGAUCUUCCUCCAUUGUCCCAGGAGCAGCUGGGAGAUGCCGGCCAAACCUUGGUUGACGUGCAGCCCGAAAUGAUCCUCAGUGACUGCCGGGGGAAGGUAACGGAGGUGGAGCGCUGGCUGCAGGAGGUGACGCUGUCACCAGGGGAGAGCAAGCAGCACCCGGAUAUGCUGCAGAGCGUGGAAGAGCAACUUGCAGAGUGUCAGAAAACCUUACAAGAAACAGAAAAGAAAAUCAACUCAUUGCUGGAGGAUGCCAACUACCGACGACAGGGAAACGGGACAGUGCUGGAAGAAGCAGAAGCUUUAUCUCUGAAGUUAAAGGCUCUGAAGAACAGAUUAGAUCAAGUACAAGAAAUGCUCCUGGUCAAGUCUACCAGUGAACAGAUCCAUAAUGGAGUGAAGGAGGAGAAGGUACAGCAUUCGUUGCCAUCUAGAACUGCUGGUCCUGCUGAGAAGACUCACGUUUUUAGCACAGAAAUUGUGAAUAAGAAACAUCCUACUGAAAUCACAAUAUCACAUGAAGAGAUUCACAUACCAUCGCACCCAAGGAGCCGAGCUGGGGAUGGGCCCUCAACUCCCACUAAGUCUCGAAGCAAAACUCCUUUGUCUGUGAUUGAAGAUAUUACCUGGAGCAAGUGGCUCUAUCUACAGAAGGAGCUGUCAUACAGAAUGAAGGCGACGUCUUCCGGACAUGCUAAUGAACCAGAUGCUGCAAAAGAAGUGAAGAUCUGCUUGAUAUCCAGAAUCCCAGUGAGUUCAGUAACAUCGCCCCUUGUAGAAGAAUCCAAGCAUUUCCUGACCCGGCUUAAGGCUUUGAAUGAAGAAGCCUCGUCUCCUCUCACUCAGGAGAGCACAAGAAAUCUACACGGAGCUCUGUUUGUUUGGAUGUGCUCAGUGUCCCAGUGGCUGCAGAACAUCGAGGAGAUGUUAGAUCUGGAUGUCCUGACCAGAGACGAAGCUGCUGCAGAGCUGACCUUCUAUGAGAAACUUACGGAGGAUUUGAAUGCCCUUUCAGAGGAAAUGGGCUAUAACGCUAGCACCCUCUUAUCGCCAAUCACCCACGAGGGUGCGCACAGCAGCAUUUUGUCCCAAUGUUACAUUGACCUAAGGGACUGGCUCAUUCAGAUUCGGAAUACUGCUAAGGCCAGAUCCAAACAUAUGCAAGGUGAACUGGAUAAACACAGUAACUAUCAGAAUGACAUCCGCCAGUUAUACGACGUCCUAGUGAAGAAGAAAUCUGAUCUCAUCCAGAAGCUGAGAAACGGAGGGAAUCGUGAGGCGGCCCAGGUGAUUCAGGAAGCAUCUGUGUACGAGAGUGAACUUCUGAGCUUUGAAAACCAAGUUUCAUCCCUGAACGAGAGAGGAGAGAAGCUUUCCAUCCCUAUAUGCUCCAAUCAAGAGAUUCACAAACUGGAGGAUGUCCUAGAUGACGCCUGGCACAUUCUUCGAUCCAACCAGGAUAAGUGUAGCAGUGCGGUUAUUAAUAAGUCACAAGUGGACGCCCUGCUGUGUGCAAUGUCUGAGCUGCUGGCUUUGGGAAAAGAAAAAAUUGAAAAAAGUCAAGAAUAUCGUGGACGAAGUAAAGAAAGCCUGAAAGCCCAUAUAGAGAACCAUAGGAAAUUUUUCAGCCACCUGGACAGUCAAGUUCAAUUGCUCCAAGCCCUGUCAUCACGGAAACCAAAUUCAGAUCUUAACAAGGAACGCAUAACGAUUGUGACACAAGAAGCAGAAGCUCUGAGACAACAGUCGGAUGACCACUGUAUUAAUAUGAUUGUUAUAAUGAAGAACUGGAAAGACUUUGACUCAAGAUAUGAUUAUCUCAGUAAGAAAUAUGACGCUCUGGAAGCCAUGAUCCCUACGAGUAGUUUGGUGGAGGAAUCGGUAGAAAGGGUCACAGAACGGCUAAAAGUUUACCAGAAAAUUCAGAAGAAUAUCGAUGAGAAUGAAUCCCGACUGAGCCAGAUCAUUGUGGCUGGUAAGAAGUUACAAAGCGCAGUGGCUUGUCCAGAACUGGACGGACAGAUUAACAAGAUGGAACAGCAGUGGUCACAACUCACCAAGAAAGUCAACCAUGAACUGCACAGACUGGAGUCUCUUAUUAGCCAUUUGGCAAGUUAUAACAAGGACUCAUCUGAAUUGUCGGCAUGGCUGAUCUCUGCCCGCCAGAGGUUGAGCAGUAGCAAGACGCAGUCGCUGGAUGCUUCUCAGAAGCUGAACACCAUCAAAACCAACUUGAACAACUUUUUUGAAUUUACAAAUGAUGUGGACCAGAAAUCUUCUUUGAAGACCUCAGUGGUGAAUACUGGUAACCAGCUCCUCCCUAAGGAAUCUGAUACUUCAGUCCUGAAACUGAGCUUGACAAGAUUUGAGGAAAGUUGGACGGAUCUUAUAGGAGCAUUACCUGCUACUCAAGACAAACUGCAACAACAACUUGUGGAGAAACUUCCAUCCCUUGAAGCAAUCGGAGAAUUAAUGGACUGGAUGAAAGAAGACAAUGAGAUAAGAGAACUUCAAUCUCUAGAGAACAUCCCAACCACCACAGCUGACAUCAGAUGCCUUCUGCAGAGAUAUAAGGCUCUGAGAAGAGAAAUGAGCCACAAGCAGUGGACUGUCGAUUAUGUCAACCAGUCAUUACUCCAGCUUAGCGUGGGCGAUGUCGAAAGCAAGCGCUAUGAGCGGACAGAGCUUGCAGAACUCCUGGGCACCUUGAAUCUACAAUGGAACCAAAUGCAAGGAAAUAUCAAUGCAAAGAUUCAGCACUUGGAGCAAGCACUUGAGAGCAUAUCAGACCAAGAAAGUAGGAGUCAGACAGUAUGCAAUUGGUUUGAUGCCCAACAGCAAAGACUGAAAAAAUUGCAUAGGCCAUCAAGUCUAACAGCUGCGGAGAGUGUGUUGGCAGAGUGCGCGGUGCUGGAGGAACAGCAGAAAGCCAAAUCCAAUGCAAUUCAGGAACUGGACGCAAACAGUAUGGCCACAGGAGGCCAGAAUAUUUCUAGUGAAGGGGUAUUGACAAGGGAAGCUCUGUUGAAGAAAAGGGAUCAAAUUUCCGAACUGGUUGCAGAGUUAAAGGCAUCCACCCUCUCGGUGCUCGAGCAUUGGAAAAAGUAUAAUGAAAAUUAUGGACAGAUAGAGAGGAUGAUUGUCAAGCUUCAACGUGUUCUUGACCAAAGAACAGGUCCUUCUGGAUCCAUGAUCUGUCUGAAUCAGCGGUUACAGAGGUUACAGGCAAUUCAAGAGGAAGUUGAGCAACACGAAGAAAAAUGGAGUAGACUUCGAGAGUCUCUGAGUAGCUUGAAGUCUCUCUGUAGUCGGUCAGCUAUGGACAUCCUAGAACAGGAGUGCAGAGACAUUCAUAACAGGUGGACCAUUGCAGCUGAGGAACUCUCCGAGCAUCUACGAGCAGCGAAAUCUUUACAACAAGUAUGGAAGGAUUAUACUGGAUCAUGUUUGGAGCUGGUGCCACAUAUAGAGCAAGUGGAAGACAAGUGUGAACAGCUCUUAUGUGCCAAACUUUCCGAAGACAAAGCAAGUGACACCUUGAAACAAAGGAUCCAGGAUCUAAGAGCGCUGGAACAGAAUCUGCAAGGACUCAGGGCGCACAACCUACAGGUCUCUGAGCUGUCAGACAAGGUGCUGCGCCAAAAUCCUGCGGCCAGAAACGUCAUUCAGUCGGAGAGACAGAACACCUCGCAUCGAAUAGCUCACUUGGAGCGGAGAGUGUCUUCAAAGGCGGCGGAGUUGAUGUCCAUUCAGAAUGAAGUUGAAUCCUUCAAGAGUGACCUAGAUAAACUCCAAUCAAGCAUCAAGUCAUCAGCCGAUGUUGUCAGCCAUGUAUAUCACACUGAGGAGGAGAAGGAGGAGCGAUCUGAAGUGAUCAAGAGGCAACUCUUGGAGCUCAGUGAAUUGACCUCUGAUGUUGAGCGCUUGAAUGAGGAGAUGUUCAGUCUUCCCCUCGGUGACCGUAGCCAGAUGUCGCUGCAGAAUCUGAAUCGUAUGUGGGCUAAAACAAUAGCGACAGCUCUCGAAGACUGCAGGCAACAUCGUAUGAUUGAGCUUGAAAAAAAUAACUUCAUCCAGAAUUACGAAAUCUGGAUGCUGUGUCUUGAGAAGAUGGAAAACAGUCUGACAGAGGGGAUCGCAGGGACCUUUGAAGCCCUGAGAAAGCAACAAGAAAUCUAUGAGAGGCUUCAGGCUGAGAUCACCAUAAAUGAGCACAUCUUACCUUCCUUUGUGAACAAAGCAUUGAGCGUCUUGGAGGAUGAGCAAAACAGGAACGAGCUUAUUCUAAAGCUUACCUCCUUAAAAGAGAAGUGGCAGAGCGUGAUCAGGUUGGUGCAGCAGAAGAAGAAGGAGAUAAGUGCCCUUCUGAAGCAAUGGUGGCAGUUCAGAGUCUCCAAGCAAAGCCUGGAACAGCACUUACGUGACACACAAGAAGCCGUAUCUACUGUCCGCCGUCAGACAGCUCACAGUUUAAUCAACACCAAGAAACUCAUGUUUGACUUUAAGGACAAGGAGAGACAUCUCAGGAGGUUACAGCCAAGCUACCGUACCACGCUCAGCAACUGUAAGGACAUCUUGUCAGUCGCAGAACCAGAAGCUAAGGAGGUUCUUCAACAAGAUGUCAACCAGCUUCAGAAGCUUUGGCAGAGCACCGCAGAGCAGCUGAAGGCCAUUCUUACACAUUUCGGUGGAAUUUCUCAGAAGAGACGCAAUUUUGAAUGUAAGAUGGAGGAGAAAAGAAAAACUCUUCAGGACCUGAAAGGGAAAGUGGAUAAACCCCUUCCGACGCUUCACGAGGAGCUACAGACGGCUAAGGGGCCGCUAAAGGAGCUGGAGGAAGCCCUGGAUGAGUGGGGAGAUAGUUUAAAAGAUCUGGACGACAUGAAGUCGGAGUUAUCCCAGUAUAUCAUCGCGGAGGACGGCGUGGUCCUCAACAAUCAAGUGGAGGCUUUACAUCGGCAAUGGGAAGAGCUCUGCCUAAGGGUGUCUAUGAGGAAGCAGGAGAUCGAGGACCGUCUCAAUGCCUGGAAUGUAUUCGGCGAAAAGAACAAGGAGCUGUGCGAAUGGCUGACGCAGAUGGAGAGCAAAGUGUUGCAGACGGGUGACGUGAACAUCGAGGAGAUGAUCGAGAAGCUGCAGAAGGACUGCAUGGAAGAAAUCAACCUCUUCAGUGAAAAUAAACUUCACUUGAAGCAAAUCGGGGAGCAGCUUAUCAACGCCAGCAACCAGGCGCGCUCCAAAGAGAUCGAGAACAAGCUGAAUAAAGUCAACGACCGCUGGAAGCACCUAUUCGACGUGAUCGGCUCACGUGUAAAGAAACUGAAGGAGACGCUCGUAAUCAUCCAGCAACUCUACAAAAACAUGAGCAACCUGCGCACUUGGCUGGCUCGCAUUGAGUCUGAACUAUCCAAGCCCGUCAUCUACAGUAUCUGUGAUGACCAGGAGAUAAACAAGAAGCUCGAAGAGCAAAGGGACUUGCAGAAGGACAUCGAGGUGCACAGCCCAGGGGUGGCAUCUGUGCUGAAUAUCUGUGAGCGCCUGCUGCAUGACACAGAUGCCUGUGCCAACGAGACCGAAUGUGAUUCCAUACAGCAGACCACGAGGAGCCUCGAUAAGCGAUGGAGAAACAUCUGCUCCAUGUCAAUGGAGAGGCGGAUGCGGAUUGAGGAAACCUGUCGGCUGUGGCAGAAAUUUCUAGAAGACUACUCCCGAUUUGAUGAAUGGCUUAAAGAAGCUGAAGCAAUGGCCGCAUCCCCCGAUUCUUCUGAUGUUCUGUAUACCAAAGCCAAAGAGGAGCAGAAGAAGUUUGAGGCAUUCCAGAGGCAGAUCCACGAGCGUCUUACUCAUCUAGAGCUGAUCAACAAGCAGUACAGGAGGCUUGCCCGAGAGAACAGGACAGACGCUGCCAGCAGACUGAAGCAGAUGGUGCAUGAAGGAAACCUGAGGUGGGAUCAACUCCAGAAGAGAGUGACUUCAAUUCUGAGGAGGCUUAAGCACUUUACCAGCCAAAGAGAAGACUUUGAGGGGACAAGAGACUGCAUCCUGGUAUGGCUCACAGAGAUGGACUUGCAGCUUACAAAUGUGGAACACUUCUCAGAAAGCGACAUUGAGGAGAAAAUGCAACAGUUAAUAGGCUUCAAACAAGAAAUAACACUAAACGCCAACAAAAUUGAUCAACUGAUCGUUUUUGGGGAGCAGUUGAUACAGAGAAGCGAAGCGAUGGAUGCUGUGGUCAUUGAGGAUGAACUGGAGGAGAUUCAUAGAUAUUGCCAAGAAGUGUUUGGACGGGUGUAUAGAUUCCAUGACAGGCUGACGUCAAGAAUUCGAAUUUUGAAGAAAACUCUGAGAAUGAUACAGAUGGUGAAGAUUCGAGAGAGAUCCAGAACUCGUCGUGGCACUCCACAAUACCGGAUGUUGAGACAUCCCACCCAUCUCUCUGCCAUUUAAUGCCCCCGACUCUCCCACAUGAGCGGUCUGGUCGAGAAACUCCAGUCAGUGUUGACUCCAUCCCUCUGGAAUGGGAUCCAACUGUAGAUGUUGGAGGCUCUUCCAUGCAUGAGAAUGAGGAGGAAGGGACCUACUACAACCCCUUAUCAGAUGUAGAAAUUGCUGAAAGCCCUGAAGCCUAUGUCAUAAU
Bufo gargarizans (Asiatic toad) is the source of this 21311-nucleotide messenger RNA. It is a transcript of the gene SYNE2, whose product is annotated as spectrin repeat containing nuclear envelope protein 2. Lineage: Eukaryota; Metazoa; Chordata; Amphibia; Anura; Bufonidae. The record is from RefSeq and is a predicted model, not a curated record. Gene Ontology annotation, molecular function: protein binding.